This is a messenger RNA of Maudiozyma saulgeensis, 2118 nucleotides long. The record is from the annotation of a GenBank genome assembly. NCBI's taxonomy places the organism in Eukaryota, Fungi, Ascomycota, Saccharomycetes, Saccharomycetales, Saccharomycetaceae.
AUGAAUGUUAACGAGUGGUUUGAUAAUUGGGAUAUUGAAACGCUGUAUGGCGAUAAAGUGAAAGGUAGCAACACAUGUGUUGAUGGUUCUCCAAUUCCUGUGAGUGGUAUAGUUUGUGGUCCCAUUUUGCGUCUAAUUGAUAUCGAUUACACAAACUUUUUAUAUAAUGGUUCAAUUUUAAUCAUUACAAAGAGUACUCCCAAUAAUCCAAUUGAAAAUAAACCACCUAUUAUUAAUUAUAUAUCUGGUCCUGCAAAUAUUGAUUCAUUAAACGAUGGGAAUAGUUUGGUUUUAUCCGAUAUUGCUGAAUUUCCAUCACAAUUAUUUCAUACAGAUCAAUUAGAAAAUGGAGUUUUCCAAUUUCAUAGAUAUUCUAUACAGAUCCCGUUAAUGGAACAAGAACAAAUGAUAAAAUAUUCAUUAGAUGGAGAAUUUAAAUUAAAUUAUAGAUUUUUCAUACCUUCAAGAUCAAAAAAUUUUAAUACUAUUGCGUAUUCUUGUAAUGGGUUUUCAUUAUCUGUUGAUACAAAAAAAUUUAAUGGUUCAUUAUGGUUUGAUAUAUUAAAGAAACAUUCAAAAAUUCAUUAUAAUGUAAUGUUAGGUGGUGGUGAUCAAAUAUAUAGUGAUCAAAUUAAGAUUUAUUGUACAAAGGUGAAAAAUUGGUUAGAGACUAAACAACUUUUAACAAAAUCUAGUACAAAAGUAACACCAGAAUUUAAAAAAGAAUUAGACAAUUUUUAUUUAAAAGAAUAUUUAGAAUGGUAUGGAUAUGGUCAUUGGAAAGGUAGUACAGAUGAUUCGAAGUCUACGCAACGUUGUUUUCCCUUAGCAAUGGCUACAAUUCCAUCUAUAAAUAUUUGGGAUGAUCAUGAUAUUAUUGAUGGAUUUGGAUCUUAUAGUGAUACUUUUAUGAAAACUGACGUAUUUAGUUCAAUUGGUAAAGCUGCUUAUAAAUAUUAUAUGUUAUUUCAACAUCAAGUUUCAAAUGAUCUUAAUAUCGAUAAAGAAGCAUAUUUAAAUUCAAGUCAAUGGAUUUUAGGCAACAUUCCAGGUCCUUAUAUUGGUGAAGUCUCUCAUUCUUUAAUGACUAGAUUAGGUCCUUCCAUGGCUUUAUUGGGAUUAGAUUGUAGAACUGAACGUAAAUUAAAAGAAAUUUUAUGUGAUGAUACUUAUAUUAAAAUAUUUAACCAUUUGGAACAAGAAGUUAAGAAGGGUAAAUUAGACCAUCUCUUAGUAAUGUUAGGAGUUCCAAUUGCAUAUCCAAGAUUGGUAUGGUUAGAGUGGCUUUUCUCAUCAAAAUUAUUGGCACCAUUGAAAUAUUUAUCGAAAAAGGGAAUUAUUGCAGGAGGUUUAGUUAAUGAAUUUAAUGGUGAUGUAGAGUUAUUAGAUGAUUUAAAUGAUCAUUGGUGUGCAAGACAUCAUAAAAAGGAGCGUAACUAUUUAAUUACUAAAUUACAAGAUUUUGGUGCUAAACAUGGUAUAAGAAUAACAAUUUUAUCUGGUGAUGUUCAUUUAGCGUCUGUUGGUAGAUUUAGAAGUAAACUCCAUAGACGUCAUAUAACAGGAUCAAAGGAUGAAACAAAUAAAGACAUUUUGACUAAACCUGAGGAAGAUAUUAGAUUAAUGUUGAAUAUAAUCUCUAGUGCAGUUGUAAAUACACCUCCACCUGAUGCAAUGACUAAACUACUUCAAUCUAGAGCAAAAUUACAUACAUUUGAUUUUGAAACUCAUGAGGAUACAAUACCAUUAUUUGAAUAUGAUGUCGAUGGCGAAACCAAGAGACAUAUUGAUUCUUUUAUGAAUAAGAGAAAUUGGUCAGAUAUUAUUCCUGUUGAAAAUGUAAUGGCAAAUACUUAUUUGAAAGACAUGUUAGAUCUCAAUAUAAACGAUAGAGUUACACCAAAUAUAAUUUCUAAAUUGAAAUCGAAUGACGAUAAUACAAACGAAAUAAGACAAAAAUAUCCAGUUACUCAAAAGGGUGUAAUUGCUUCAAUUCAUCUUGAAAAGGACACAACUAAUAGUAAUUCUGAAACCGCCUGGUAUGCCAUUCCAAUUCCAGAAUUACAAAGAACAGAACAAAAUCUUACUCACCGUGGGAUCAAGCAUUUACUGCCUUAA